This is a messenger RNA of Trifolium pratense (red clover), 2533 nucleotides long. RefSeq lists its product as uncharacterized. The transcript is spliced from 2 exons. The record is from RefSeq and is a predicted model, not a curated record. Lineage: Eukaryota; Viridiplantae; Streptophyta; Magnoliopsida; Fabales; Fabaceae. Bases 150 to 2213 code for a protein of 687 amino acids.
UGACUAACCAAAGAUUUACCAAUAACGACUACCUACAGGCAUCAUCAUUAGUCAUUACAACACCAUAUCACUUCACUCCGCCAAACCCAAAACCCCCCAAAUGCUUCCAACACCAAACCCAUAAAAACGUAAACACUCCGAUCACCACCAUGUGGUCAACCACCACCACCACCACCACCGCACUCUUUCUCCUAUCCCUAAUCACCACCACCACCACAAUCACCACCGCAACACCAAUAAUCGGUUUAGACUCACACCUAACAACUCAAUCUCGAACGGAUCCCUCCGCCACAACAGACACUUUCCCUUCUCUCCCAACCACAAUAAAAAAAUCUCUCUCAACUCUCCCUUCUCUCUCCCUCUCUCUCCCUCCAAUCCCAAUCUCUCUCACAAUUCACCUCAUCGGAGAUUUCCCUUCCACCACUCCUUCUCACCUCUCUUCCUUUCUCUCUCCUCUCCCUUCCCCUUUCCAUCUCAUCACUCCUCUCUCUCCUUCUCUCUCUCAUUCUCUCUCUCUCCACCACACUCUCCACCUCCACGUCACCACUUCUCAUUCCUCAUCCCUCUCCCAAACCAUUUCCGAAACGUUAACAAAUCUCUUCCAAACCACACCUACUCCAAUCCGAACCUCACUCCUUGCCUUCCCUCAUUCCUCAAUCGACAAAAUCAUAAACCAACAUUUCAAUUCUAUUAACUCCGAACCUCACUCCAAUCCUCAAGGCUUUCAUCUUUACUUAAUUAAUCUCCCCAAACCUAAAACCGAUCCUAUCACAAAAACGGUUAAACCCUACGCUUAUACAUACUCUUCCACCGCAUCUGAUAAUUCCUCUCCAGGUUUCACUAACUGUCUUGGAACGUUCUGGACUUCGAAGAAUCGAUACUUUUGGAUCGAUUUAUCGGCUGGUGGUGUCGAUUAUGGUCCGGCGAUAUCUGGUGAUGGACUUAUUCCGAAAGGAGAGUUUCAUCCGUUUGCGACUCUGCAUGGACGGCCGAAAUCGAAUCGAGCAUUUGCAGCGGAUCUUGCUUCGAUUGUUUGGAGUGCUUAUCAGGUUUUUCUUGCUCCUAGUUUGAGAAUUCCUGUGUUUUUUGAGAAUAAGCUUGUUGUUCAAUUUAUUCAUGUUUAUUCUGGUGAGGAGAAAGAUAAGGAUAUGAAAGGAUUGGAUUGGAAAUUGAUUGAAGAAAAUUUUAGAGAUGAGAGUAAUGGUAAGAUUUUGUUAGGGGAUCAGAGCUUGGAAUUUAGGGUAUAUGAUGUGAAGUAUGAUGAGUGUCCGAUUUGUUCGUUUGCGGUUUCUAGGUCGAUUAGUUCGUAUACUUCGAGGUUUUUGUUUGAUAAUUAUACUUUGAUUGUGAGUGAGUAUUUGGAUUCUAAGAGGUUGCAUCAGAUUUUGUCUGAUUCAGCUGAUGAGAUGAGGAAAAUCGGUGGGAUACCGGAGGAGGAUUUUGGUAGGGUUGUUCCGGUGUAUGUUUUUGAUUUGGAUUAUGCUUCGUUGUUGAUGUUGGAUCGGUAUCAUCAGAGUGUUGCUUUUAAGGAUAUGGUGAUUGCGGUUAGGACGAGGAAUACGCAGACUGUCAGUGAUUAUAGCUGUAACGGACGUCACGUGUUUGUGCAUACGAGGGAACUUGAGAGGCCUAUUGUUGGAUCGGUUCUGCAGAGUAUGUGGGGGGUUUCGCCGACCCAUUUGUCUUGGAGUCCUUUGCAUAAUAGUACUUUGGUGGAUUAUACUUGGAGUAUGGGGCAGACUCCGUUUGGGCCGUUCUCGGCGUUGUCGUCGUUGUCUUUUGCGCAGAAGGAUGCUGCUAGGAGGAAUGUUCUGUUGACGUCGUUGAAUUAUAGUAUUUCGAGUGCUGUGGAUGUUCUGCAGUCCAUAGAGACACACGGUGGGGACAGGAAUUUGCUCAAGCCGAAGCAGCACGAUGAGUUUGUUCAGAGAUGGAAUCUUUUCAAGUACAAGCUCAACAAGGCGGUGUCUGCAUUGUCGCAUCUGGAUUAUGAGAUGGCUUUGUUUUACUUGAGGUCUUCUGAUCAUGAUCUUUAUGCCAUUCACUCCAUCGUGUAUCAUGCCUCUCAAGAAAUUGAGGCCUCACUCGUGUGCUUCAAGGAUCCUCCCUUUCCCUGGUUUUCGGUCUCAACUUCUGCUGGGGCCUUCAUUGCUCUCUCUUAUGUUUAUGCAAAACGACAUAAACUUUUCAGAAAUAAAAGGAAGGUUUUUUGAUGCUCUCACAACAGGACAGGCGUUUGUACGAUUUUAAGAAAGCACAACAUGUAUGAUUAUACAAGAGUGCAGAAUUCUUGAGUGGUCAAACUCAAUGUUUCAGCAUUUUCACGAUGAAAGGCUUGCAGGCUUUUGUACCUAAAUCUAGAUGUAAAGUAGUUGGAAGAUGUACUAGCCUACUAGGUUUAUGUGCCAAAGGUGAAAACAUGCAAACAGAUUCUUACUCGUGAAUUUCCAUUUUUCUAUGAAUAAUCUGUGUUGUAUUGUAUCUGUUGUAUACCCUGACCUUGAAAAUUACAAAAGCUGAUCUUCAUUUAAUC